AUGAAAUUGUUACGCUUUCGUCGUCAGAUUACAAACGAUAGCAGAUAUCUCGACAAAAUUGAGAAGUCAAUUAUUAGUCGUCUAGUACGCUUGCAUCGGCAAUUGUGUUACAGGUUCCAGUCUCAUCUUGACCUUUGGAUGAGAUUUAUUCAUUUUUGUAAAAUUAUCAACCGGCAUUUGUCUGUUGUACGCAUAUGGAAUAAUGUACUUCAGAUACAUGGUCGCACAGAACCAAGGCUUUGGAUUGCUGCAGCCGCAUACCAUUUACAUCAUGGUGUUAGAUCGAAAGCUCGUGAAAAUUUACGACAUUUUGACAGACAAAAAAGUGAUUUGGUGAAGACGCGGAAAAGAUUACUGAGUGAAUAUAUGAUAUUGGAUCGUCACGCAUCAGAGGCACAGAAGAAAGAAAUAAACGAGCUUAUGGAAGAGUUAAAAGAAAAUCAAGCUUCCUUAGAUAAAGCAGCUAAAGAAAUGGUCAGAGAACGUCGUCUUACUUGGGACAGGGCUCAUCUGAAUGCCAUUCGGGAAGCUCGUCAUUUGAUAACUGAAGGAAUCUCUUUAAAUCCUGAGUGUGAUCUAUUACAUUUGGAAUUAGCCAAAGAGGCAGCGGAAAACAAAAAAUUCAUGAAUUUAGUGACUGAAAAUACAGAAUUUAUUGCUAACGGAGGAGCUGUCAAUUUAGUGAUAGAGUCGCUACUAUCUCGUUGGGUUAAUAAUAGUAAAAUGCUUGAACUACUUCAUCAAAUCUUGGUAGCUGUUCCGCAAAUAAUCGACUCACAUUUAAUUGAGAAAGUAGCUAACCUUGCAAACAAUGCCAAGGAAGUGGAUAUUUCUAAGUCUUUGGAAAAAAUUGAGACCCCAUUAGAAUGUAGAACUCAUGGAAUUCGAUCAACACUUUCUGAUCAGUUGGUCGAAAUUCACCAAACCAUGCUGGAUAAAGGUGUGGAAGCUGUUAUACACUUAUGGAAUUCCUGGUAUUUACCUUCGACGGGUCAUUCUUUACAAACCUCGCCUUUCAGAUUAAUCAAUCCGUCAUCUCCUGAAGCUGUUGGUUUACUACGAUCUCGUUUAACCGCACUUUCUCUUUACUCUGUGUAUGAAUUGAACGGUCAGUCAUUGCCAAAAUCAACUGUAACAUCAAACGAAAUGGGCGCAAAUGAACAGGAAACUAAAUUACACAAUGUUUAUCACCAGAAACGCCAAUUUUUGUCCUCUGAAGUUAAUAAAACUCGAGGCUUGUUUGAUUUACUGAGUACUUCACAGUGGGGUAGUCACUGUCCAGAAUUCUGGUUAUUAUAUUUACACUUUGAAAAGACAAUUGGAGAUAUCACACAAAUUCCAUCUGUGCAAUGGAGAGCUCAAAAAACUCUGCUCACGGAAUACUUUGAUAAAUUCAUAUUAAUGUUAAAUAAAGAACAAUAA
Molecule: messenger RNA, 1422 nt
Organism: Schistosoma mattheei
Lineage: Eukaryota; Metazoa; Platyhelminthes; Trematoda; Strigeidida; Schistosomatidae
Source: the annotation of a GenBank genome assembly